Molecule: messenger RNA, 2308 nt
Organism: Loa loa (African eye worm)
Lineage: Eukaryota; Metazoa; Nematoda; Chromadorea; Rhabditida; Onchocercidae
Product: peptidyl-prolyl cis-trans isomerase
Exons: 12
Coding region: 43-1623 (526 amino acids)
Biological process (GO): protein folding; protein polyubiquitination; protein peptidyl-prolyl isomerization
Cellular component (GO): catalytic step 2 spliceosome
Molecular function (GO): peptidyl-prolyl cis-trans isomerase activity; ubiquitin-ubiquitin ligase activity
Source: RefSeq, a predicted model, not a curated record
AAAUUUCAGAAUUGAAUUUGUUGUUUUUAUAACUUUUCAAACAUGGGGAAAAAGCAACACCAGAAAGAUAAACUAUAUUUGACAACUACCGAAUGGAAAGAAACUUAUGGCGGUCACAAAGAUGAUACCGGUAGGCGCAUGCAACGUGCUUUAUUUAAGCGUCUGCCAAUUACGCAUUGCUCUCUGUCACUACUACCGUUUGAGGAUCCCGUUUGUUCACGGGAUGGAAUCAUUUUUGAUUUAACACAUAUUAUCCCGUAUUUAAAAAAGUAUGGUAUCAAUCCAGUGACUGGCAAAAAAAUGACUGCAAAAGAGUUGAUUCAGCUGAAAUUCGAUAAAGAUGCUGAUGGUAAUUUUCGAUGUCCUGUUACGUUUCGUAUCUUCACACCCACUAGUCAUAUUGUGGCUAUCUGCCAAACAGGAAAUGUUUAUUCAUUUGAAGCGAUCGAAGAACUGAACUUGAAACCCGGACAUCUGAGAGAUCUUCUAACCGAUGAACCAUUUCAAAAGAAGGAUAUCGUUACCCUGCAGGAUCCAAAUCAUUUGGAAAAGUUCAACAUUGAACAAUUCCAUCAUGUAAAACUAGAUUUGAAGACGAAAUCUGAAAUUGAAGCUGAAAAGAAGGCCAUGGAAGAUCCGAAAUUUUAUAUUCGACGAAUGAAUAACGAAACUAAAGAAGUUUUGGAAAAACUGGCAAAAGAAUAUGUCCCAGCAAAAACUGAACAAAUAGAAGAAGAAGAAGCAGAUGAACUCAAUGCGGCACAUUACAGUCAAGGUCGUGUAGCUGCAGGAUUUACAUCGACGACGAUGGAGCCUGUAACACAUCAGAAAGCAGCUACACUUGAUGCUGAUACCGUCAAAUAUGCGAGAGUAAACAAGAAUGGUUAUGUAAGAAUUAUAACUAAUUAUGGUGCAAUAAAUCUUGAAUUAUAUUGUAAAGAUACACCAAGAGCUUGCGAGAACUUUAUCAAACACUGCAGGAAUGAUUACUACAACAAUACCAAGUUUCAUCGGAUCAUCCGCAACUUUAUGAUGCAAGGAGGAGAUCCGACAGGUACCGGUAAAGGGGGUGAUUCUAUUUGGGGAAAACCUUUUAAAGAUGAAAUUAUACGAUCACUUAGCCAUAAUCAACGCGGCAUAUUGAGUAUGGCGAAUCAGGGAACAGAUACGAAUAAAUCGCAGUUCUUUAUAACUUUUCGAUCAUGCAGUUACCUGGACGGCAAACAUACUAUUUUUGGACGUGUUGUGGGUGGUACCGAAACACUGAACACUAUUGAAAAGAUUGAAACUGAUGAAAGCAGUCGUCCAAUUGUAGAUGUGAUUUUUCUUAAUUCAGAAAUUUUUGUUGAUCCUUUCGAAGAGGCUGAAGUAGCGGUGGAGAAAGAAAGGGAAAAUAUUCGUUUAGCGAAGAUCAAUCAAGAAAGUGAAGCAGUAGUAAGUGCGUCAUCUGCAGAAAGGCAAAUUCCAAAACCGAAUAAAUAUGGUGUUGGCGUUGGAAAGUACAUAAAUUUGCCGGAACUAGCUGCCACAACGAAGCGCAUGGCGAACGACACCACUGAAUCCGGCAAAGCUAAAAAGAGUGUCAAGCCAAAUCAGGUUUUCGGUGACUUCUCAUCCUGGUAAAAAAAGUCGCUUGAGUUGAAGCUUCCAGAAAAUUUUGAAGACGGUUCGUAUCUCAUUCAUUUAUGAAUGGCAUGGAAUGCCAUGCAAAACUGUAGGUAAAAUCAAGUAAUGUAUGAAAUAAAUGCUGAAAGAAUUUAUGGAAUAGUGCACUACAUAUAUCUCUUUAACUGCCUACCUAUUUUCGAAAAGCUUCCUAUGUCAAAGAAUGUGUAUAGACUUAAUGCGUUAGCCAUUGUUUUGUAACCAUAAUUUAUUCACAACAGAUGUACAUGAACUGGACGAGGAAAAUAAAAAAACAUCAGAAGUUCAACUGAAUGUAGAGUGACCAUAAAAUUUUACGAGAGGAUCAAAAAGUUACAAUUUUACCGUGUUCGGUGCGCACGUAUGCAAUAUAGGAAAAAAGCACAUAACUUUCAGAGCCAAUCAGUUUUGAAUUAAUGGGAAAAAAAAGUGAAAAUAUGAAAUUACGUGAUGUGACAUCACGCGAGGUACUGAAUGUAUCUCAUCCUUUCUCGCCAAUGAGUACUAUUAUGUACAUAGCAAAAAUUCAUCUGAGAAUCAACUACCUAACCUAUACAAUGAAACAAAAUGAAGCUCCAGAACAGAUAAUUUAUCGUACAUUAAAUUAUGAAUAUCCUUUUAUUGGCAGUUUACGGCCAGAGUCCAUAAUAAUUGCUGAGUAUCA